Sebastes umbrosus (honeycomb rockfish) is the source of this 1417-nucleotide messenger RNA. RefSeq names its product cartilage associated protein (gene crtap). Gene Ontology annotation, cellular component: endoplasmic reticulum. Gene Ontology annotation, molecular function: protein binding; collagen binding. Bases 188 to 1408 code for a protein of 406 amino acids. The transcript is spliced from 7 exons. Gene Ontology annotation, biological process: collagen fibril organization; peptidyl-proline hydroxylation to 3-hydroxy-L-proline. The record is from RefSeq and is a predicted model, not a curated record. NCBI's taxonomy places the organism in Eukaryota, Metazoa, Chordata, Actinopteri, Perciformes, Sebastidae.
CUGCAACAAGACAGAACAUCAUGCAGUGAUUUAUAGUGUGAUUUAGUGGGAGGAGCAGCUCCAGCUCCAGCAGCCCCCACCACGCUGGAGCUGGAGCUGGAGCCCGGGGGUGGGAAGGCUUUGUCCGGAUACGUGGUGCAACUUGAGGCGGUCCUAGUAGAGACCCACUCCAAACCAAACUUCAAAAAUGGCACCCUCCACUUCUUCCCAACUCUUCUCCGCGUUUUUAAUCUCGUUUUUCUUCUCCGUGGCUCACUCUCAGUAUGAGAAAUACAGCUUCAGGAGUUUCCCCAGACACGAGCUGAUGCCUCUGGAGUCCGCCUACAAGUACGCGUUGGACCAGUACACCGGGGAGAAGUGGAAGGAGACGGUGGAGUACAUGGAGGUGUCUCUGCGGCUCUACCGGCUGCUGAGAGACAGCGAGGCCUUCUGCAACCUCAACUGCAGCUCCGUCCGACUGGACGACGAGCAGAAGUUCGAGGAGUUCCCAGAGCUGCGUGCGUUUGGUAACGUAAUGAAGAGAGCUCAGUGUCUGAAGAGAUGCAAACAGGGGCUGCCAGCCUUCAGGCAGACCAUGCCCAGCAGGGACACCAUAGACGAGUUUGAGAGGAGGGAGCCCUACAAGUACCUGCAGUUCGCCUACUUCAAAUCUGACAACCUGGCCAAGGCGGUGUCUGCUGCCCACACCUUCCUGCUGAAGCACCCAGACGAUGAGAUGAUGCAGAGGAACAUGGCCUACUACAAGAGUCUGCCUGGAGCCGACGAACACCUCAAAGACCUGGAGACCAAAUCCUACGAGACUCUGUUUGUGCGUGCAGUACGGGCGUAUAAUGGAGAAAACUUCCGUACCUCGGUGUCAGACAUGGAGCUGUCUCUACGGGACUUUUUCAAGAUGUACGACGAGUGUCUGGCGGCGUCUGAGGGCCCCAGGGAUGUCAAAGAUUUCAAAGAUUUCUACCCUUCCAUAGCUGAUCACUACAUAGAGGUCCUUGUCAGGAAAGUGAGGUGUGAAAGAGACCUGACGCCUGUCGUAGGCGGUUUCGUCGUUGACAAUUUUGUGGCCACCAUGUACCACUACCUGCAGUUUGCCUAUUACAAAUUGAAUGACCUGAAGAAUGCGGUACCGUGUGCAGCCAGCUAUGUGCUCUUUGACUCCAAAGAUGAAGUCAUGAAGAAUAACUUGGCCUAUUACCAGUUCCACAAAAACCAGUGGGCCCUGACAGAAGAGGACUUCGUCCCCAGAUCAGAGGCACUGCGGUACUACAAUCAGACCACCAUGCAGCUACAGAUGUUGGAGUUCUCCAGACAGCGCCUGGUGAGCGACGACGAGGGGGAGGUGGUGGAAUUUAUAGAUGAGUUCCUGGACGAUGAUGAAUUACCCAAAUUGGAAACUCCGCCGAAACCCUGAAACACACAA